AUGGGAUUCUUAAUAAACGAUGAAAAAAAAAGUGAAAUAAUCAAAAGUAGUGAAGACCUUGAAAUAUCUAGAACAAUAAAUGAUAUAUAUUUGAGCAAGUAUAAUAAUGAAGAAAAAAAGGAUAAUAAUGUUUUAUCGUCAAUCCAUAAUUUUAACAAUAAUAUUGAUGAUAAUGUAUUGAGUAAAAAUAAAUUUAAAAAUAAUGAUGGACACAUAACAAGUUAUGGAAAUAAUUUAAAUUCUUAUGAAAAUGAUAAAAUAAAUAAUGAUAUUAAUAAAGUAAAUAGCGAUAUUAAUAAAAUAAAAAAUGCCUUAACUGAUCAAAAUUAUGUUGUUGAAACAGGUAGUGAAGAUGCUGGUAAAAUCGAAAAUAAAAAUAAUGACUUACUUUAUAAUGGAAAUGUAGAAGACAAAUUAAACUGUAUAAUAAAUGAUAAUAAUAUAAAUAUGAAUGAACAUGAAAAUGAUUCUGGGGAUAUAAAUAUACCUAACAACUUUAUAUUUGAUAAAAAAAAUGAAAAUAUAUAUUAUAACAAUACUUCUUCAACUAUUAAUAAUUCAAAUAUGGAAACAAAAAAAGAUAGUAAUAGAAAUGAAUAUGGGAACCUUCUUGUAAAUAGCAAAUUAAAUGGAAUAGAUCCAAAUAGUAUUAAUGGCAAUACUGUAAUAAAUAAAAAAUUUAAUAAAAAUAUGAAAAUAUUUCGAGCAACCCCAUAUAAUACGAAUCAAUAUGUUCAUUCAAUUAAAAAAAAAAUAAAAAAAAAAUUCACAGAAAAUGAUUAUUUAUUUUGUACAAUUAAUAAAUUUUUAAGAGAUGGAUUGAAAAAUGAAUGUAUUCCUUUAUUUGAGAGAUUACAACAAAAUUUAUUUUUUUUAGUAACACUUGCUAAUGCUUCACAUAGAAGUUUUGAUGAACAUGAAGACAGUUCCUCUGAUUAUUAA
Messenger RNA from Plasmodium berghei ANKA, 942 nucleotides. RefSeq names its product conserved Plasmodium protein, unknown function. Lineage: Eukaryota; Apicomplexa; Aconoidasida; Haemosporida; Plasmodiidae. The transcript has a single exon. The record is from RefSeq and is a predicted model, not a curated record. The coding region runs from base 1 to 942 and encodes 313 amino acids.